Molecule: messenger RNA, 4644 nt
Organism: Anthostomella pinea
Lineage: Eukaryota; Fungi; Ascomycota; Sordariomycetes; Xylariales; Xylariaceae
Source: the annotation of a GenBank genome assembly
AUGUCCUUGGUGGGCACUGGCAUUCCGAGUGCGGCGCCGAAUGCCGACGGCCUCAGCGCACAGACUGGGGGAGUGCCAACGCAUACAGGAGGUCCCACGUCGCGCCACGACGAGGUGCGCCAUGACGAGAUCGAAGCUACCACGUCAAAGCCGGCGUCCAGGACACGCAGCACUUCGUCAACCCAGGUGAGCGCCGAGAGCAUCGACAGGGCCAAGUCCCGGGGAGACUCGUCCAAAGAGGCCCAGGAUGAGGAAGAGAUCGAGACGGCCCGGCGCGAGUCCCUCGUGCAUGCGCUUGCUCGCAAGUACACAUCGCAGUCGCAGGCCAACGGGGCCGCGAACCCUUUCCUCGACGCGGGAGAAGACUCGCCUCUAAACCCUCACUCGCCCAACUUCAAGGCGCGCUCUUGGGCCAAGGCCGUCGUCGCUUUGUCCGAGGCCGAAGGCCACCAAAUGCGCACCACCGGUGUCUGCUUCCAGAACCUGAGCGUCCAUGGAUUCGGCAGCGCGACAGAUUAUCAGAAGGACGUCGGAAAUGUCUGGCUGGAGGCGGUGGGCAUGGCACGCAAGCUCAUGGGCACUGGCCAGAGAAAGAUCGACAUCUUGCGCAACUUCGACGGACUUGUCCGCAAGGGUGAGAUGCUGGUCGUCCUGGGCCCUCCUGGAUCCGGAUGCUCGACCUUCCUCAAGGCCAUUGCUGGCGAGCAUGCUGGUAUCUACAUUGAAGAAAACUCGUACUUCAACUACCAGGGCGUGGACGCAAAGGAAAUGCACACCAACCACCGAGGAGAGGCCAUCUAUACGGCCGAGGUGGACGUACACUUUCCCCAGCUGAGCGUCGGCGACACCCUGACUUUCGCUGCACGUGCACGUGCCCCACGUUCGCUGCCCGCGGGCGUCGACAAGGCAACCUACGCCACUCAUCUGCGGGAUGUGACCAUGGCCAUGUACGGUAUCUCGCACACUGUCAACACCCGCGUGGGCAACGAGUAUGUUCGUGGUGUUUCCGGAGGUGAACGCAAGCGUGUGACCAUCGCCGAGGCCACCCUGAGCCAGGCGCCGCUGCAAUGCUGGGAUAACAGUACACGAGGACUGGACAGUGCCAAUGCUGUCGAGUUCUGCAAGACCUUGAGGACGCAAACCGAGCUGUUCGGGAACACCGCCUGCGUCUCCAUCUACCAGUCGCCCCAGUCCGCCUACGACGUCUUCGACAAGGCGCUCGUCCUCUACGAGGGCCGACAGAUCUUCUUCGGCCGAGCCGACGAGGCGAAGCAGUACUUUAUCAACCUCGGCUUCGAGUGCCCCGCGCGUCAGACGACUCCUGAUUUCUUGACGUCCAUGACCAGUCCCCUCGAGCGCGUCAUACGCGACGGUUUCAAGGGCCGGGUUCCGCGAACGCCCGAUGAGUUUGCCGCGAGGUGGAAGGAGAGCCUCGAAUACCACGCACUACAGGUCGAGAUCGAAGAAUACAAGACGGAGCACCCGAUCAACGGCCCCGAUGCCGAAAUGUUCCGCGCAUCCAAGAGGCAGCAGCAGGCCAAGGCCCAGCGAGCCAAGUCUCCGUACACCCUGUCCUACUCGCAACAAAUCAGGCUCUGCCUCUGGCGCGGCUGGCUCAGACUCAAGGGUGACCCCAGUAUCACAAUUGGCGCUCUCAUUGGUAACUUCAUCAUGUCCCUCAUCGUCGGCAGUGUCUUCUACAACCUGCAAGAUACCACCGCGAGCUUUUUCCAACGUGGUGCUCUGAUCUUCUUUGCUUGUCUCUUGAACGCCUUCGCCAGUGCCCUGGAAAUCCUGACCCUGUACGCUCAACGACCUAUCGUCGAAAAGCAUAGCCGCUACGCUCUCUACCACCCCUCGGCCGAGGCCAUCUCGUCCAUGCUGUGCGAUCUGCCAUACAAGGUCGUGAACGCCAUUAUUUUCAACCUCUCGCUGUACUUCUUGACGAACCUGCGCCGCGAACCAGGUGCAUUCUUCUACUACCUGCUCAUCUCGUUCACCACCGUCUUGGUCAUGAGCAUGUUGUUCCGCACCAUUGCCUCGUUGUCCCGCACCCUCUCCCAGGCUCUGGUGCCCGCUGCAAUCCUCAUUCUGGAUCUCGUCAUCUUCACCGGUUUCGUCAUCCCGAUUGACUACAUGCUUUCCUGGUGUCGCUGGCUGAACUACCUGGACCCCCUUGCCUUUGCCUUCGAAUCCCUCAUGGUCAACGAGUUCGUCGGCCGUGAGUUCAUCUGCACCGCUGCCGAGUACGUUCCGAGCCCAGCGCUGGCCCCCAAGUACGCGACUGCUGCGACGGCAAACCGGGUGUGCACCGCGAAAGGCAGUGUGCCCGGGCAGACAUAUGUACAAGGGGAAGCUUACAUCAAUACUGCCUUCCAGUACUACGCAUCGCACAAGUGGCGAAACUUUGGCAUCCUUCUCGCAUUCACGAUCGGCUUGUUCGUCAUCUACAUGGUAGCUGCCGAGUAUGUGUCCGGGAAAAAGUCCAAAGGUGAAGUCUUGGUCUUCCGACGUGGCUACAAACCAGCACAGUUCAAGGAGAAAAAGGGCGACAUGGAAGAGGGCGAAGGCCCCAAGGUGGGACCUGUCGUCACAAACGCAAGUCGUGCCCACGCGCAGAACCGGGAAAGCGGUAUGCUCCAAGAGCAGACGAGCAUCUUCCACUGGAACGAUAUAUGCUACGACAUCAAGAUAAAGGGCCAACCGAGACGCAUUCUGGAUAACAUUGAUGGCUGGGUCAAGCCUGGUACAAUGACGGCCUUGAUGGGUGUCUCUGGCGCUGGUAAGACAACACUACUCGAUGCUCUAGCCAGUCGUAUCACCAUGGGUGUCAUCACCGGCGAGAUGCUUGUCGACGGUCAUGCGUGCGACAAGUCGUUCCAACGCAAGACCGGUUAUGUGCAACAACAAGAUCUGCACCUGUCCACUACCACCGUCCGCGAAGCUCUCAACUUCUCUGCUGUGCUCCGCCAACCUGCGGAUGUGCCGCGCGCUGAAAAGCUUGCUUAUGUGGACGAGGUGAUCAAGCUGCUGGAAAUGGAAGAGUACGCAGAUGCCGUGGUCGGUGUUCUCGGCGAGGGUCUCAACGUCGAACAGCGCAAGCGGCUUACCAUCGGUGUCGAGCUCGCUGCGAAGCCGCCUCUACUUCUUUUCGUCGACGAGCCUACCUCUGGUCUCGACUCGCAGACCUCAUGGGCUAUCCUUGAUCUUCUGGAGAAGUUGACCAAGAGUGGUCAGGCUGUCCUCUGCACCAUCCACCAGCCGUCCGCCAUGUUGUUCCAACGCUUCGACCGACUCCUCUUCCUUGCCAGGGGUGGAAAGACGGUCUACUUUGGCGACAUUGGAGAGAACUCCCACACGAUGACCAGCUACUUUGAACGUCACGGUGCCCCUGCUUGCCCGGCCGAUGCCAACCCUGCCGAAUGGAUGUUGAACGCCAUCGGCGCCGCCCCCGGUAGCUCGACCGACGUCGAUUGGUUCCAGGCCUGGCGUGACAGCCCCGAAUACCGCGAGGUGCAAGCCGAACUCCAAGCGUUGAAAGACAAUGCUGCCAACGUGGCACCCCCUACCCAGGACGAGCAGUCGUACCGCGAACACGCCGCACCCUUCUGGGCGCAGCUUACCGAGGUCACCCACCGCGUCUUCACGCAAUACUGGCGAACCCCGUCUUACAUCUACUCCAAGGCUAGUCUCUGCAUCCUGGUCGCACUCUUCAUCGGUUUCGUCUUCUUCAACGCGCCCAACACAAUCCAGGGGCUUCAGAAUCAGACCUUUGCCAUCUUCAACAUCUUCACCAUCUUCGGUCAGCUUGUGCAGCAGACCAUGCCGCAUUUCGUCGUCCAGCGAUCGCUCUACGAAGUGCGCGAACGCCCGUCCAAGGUCUACGGCUGGCAGGUGUUCAUGCUCUCGCAGAUCAUUGCCGAGAUCCCGUGGAACUCGCUCAUGGCCGUCUUGAUGUACUUCUGCUGGUACUAUCCCGUUGGACUGUACAGGAACACGUACGAAGACGGCGCGACAACAGAACGUGGCGCCCUGGUCUUCUUGUUACUCCUCGUCUUCCUGAUCUUCACCUGCACAUUUACCCACAUGCUCAUUGCUGCUUUCGAUACAGCCGAUGCUGGUGCGAACGUCGCCAACAUCCUGUUCACUCUCUCUCUGAUCUUCUGUGGUGUACUCGCCAACCCGGACACCCUACCCCGAUUCUGGAUCUUCAUGUACCGAGUCAGUCCAUUCACAUACCUGACAUCGGCCAUAUUAUCAACGGCAGUCGCCAAUACAGCCAUCGAGUGUGCUCCAAACGAGCUGGUGCACUUGAAUCCUCCCAAUGGCACCACCUGUAAGUCGUGGCUGGAUGUGCAAAUUGCGGCCGGGGGCUACCUCGCAGAUGGAACCGGUGACCUAACGUCGGAUUGCGUCUUCUGCCCCUACGACUCGACAAACCAGUACUUGGUCCAAGCCAACGCGGUCUAUGCGGACAGAUGGCGCAACUUCGGAAUCGUGUGGGCGUACGUUAUCUUCAAUAUCUUCGGUGCCCUCUUCCUGUACUGGCUCACGCGUGUACCGAAGGGCAAGAAGGAUAAGAUGACGAAGGAGAAGACAACGACGACAACGGAGGAGAAGUCGGAAAAGAAGACGAUGGUGUAG